This is a messenger RNA of Podospora anserina S mat+, 1194 nucleotides long. RefSeq lists its product as uncharacterized. The transcript is spliced from 2 exons. Gene Ontology annotation, cellular component: cytosol. Gene Ontology annotation, molecular function: mannitol-1-phosphate 5-dehydrogenase activity. Gene Ontology annotation, biological process: mannitol catabolic process. The coding region runs from base 1 to 1194 and encodes 397 amino acids. NCBI's taxonomy places the organism in Eukaryota, Fungi, Ascomycota, Sordariomycetes, Sordariales, Podosporaceae. The record is from RefSeq and is a predicted model, not a curated record.
AUGGAGAGAAACACCCCCAAGAAGGCUGUCCACUUUGGCGCCGGAAACAUUGGCCGUGGCUUUGUUGCUUGCUUCCUCCACGAAUCGGGGUAUGAAGUCAUCUUUGCCGAGGUCAACGAUGCCACCGUCAGCAAGCUCAACACCCACAAGAGCUACAAGGUGAUCGAGGUUGGCGCUGAGGGCACCACCGAGAAGACCAUCACCAACUACCGGGCCAUCAACUCGAGGUCAAAUGAGGCGGCUUUGGUCGAGGAGAUCGCGACGGCCGAUGUUGUCACCUGCUCCGUCGGCCCUAACAUCCUCAAGUUCCUCGCGCCAGUAAUUGCCAAGGGUCUCGCCGCCCGCUCGACGGAUCUGACUCCCGCCGCUGUCAUUGCCUGCGAGAACGCCAUCGGCGCCACCGACACUCUUGCCGAGUUCAUCAAGUCUCCCGAGAACACCAACCCCGCUCUCCUCGAGGAUUACGACAAGCGUGCCACCUUUGCCAACUCGGCCAUUGACCGCAUCGUCCCGGCCCAAGACCCCGAUGCCGGCCUCGAUGUGAAGCUUGAGAAGUUCUAUGAGUGGGUUGUCGAGAAGACCCCGUUCAAGGAAUGGGCCGUCCCAGACAUCAAGGGCAUCAAGUGGGUCGAUAACCUCCAGCCCUUCAUUGAGCGCAAGCUGUAUACUGUCAACACUGGCCACGCCACUGCUGCGUACUACGGCUACACUCGCCGCAAGAGCACCGUGUACGAUGCCCUACAAGACAAGGACAUCCGGGACGAGGUCAAGAACGCUCUUAAGGAGACGGCUGACCUCAUCACCGAGAAGCACGGCAUCGACGAGGAGGAGCAGAAGCAGUACGUCGACAAGAUUGUUAGGCGCAUCAGCAACCCCCACUUGGAGGAUGCGGUUGAGCGUGUGGGUCGUGCCCCGCUCCGGAAGCUGAGCCGAAAAGAGCGGUUCAUCGGCCCCGCUGCCGAGCUCGCGGAAAACGGCAAGGACUGCUCAGCCCUACUUGAUGCUGCCGAGAUGGCAUUCCGCUUCCAGAACGUCGAGGGCGACGACGAGUCGUUUGAGCUUGCCAAAAUCAUGGAGGAGAAGAAGCCUGAAGAGGUUGUCCAGGAAGUUUGCGGUUUGCAGCCAAGUGAAAAGCUCUACCCUCAGGUGGUCGACAUUGUCAAGCGUGUCCAGGCCGAUUCGAAUGAGGAGUAA